CGUAAAUCUGCUCUCAGUCUGUGGAUUCCUGAGAUCGAUGCAGGAAAUCGGGUUGGCUUUGUGAUUUCUUGAGAUCGAUGCAGGAAAUCGGUUUGUCUUUGUGAUUUCUUGAGAUCGAUGCAGGAACAUAAUGAAAAGUUACCUUUUUUAUUGUAUGUUUUAACUUUUUUUUAGGGGUUGUAUGUUUUAACUGAGAUAUCUCCUUCCUUGCCGUGCAUCCCAGAGUAGAGGGAGGCUGGAGUAGUGAGAUCCAAACGCAAGAUGUUGCCAAAUCCUUGCAGCAUAGGGGCAGCCGAUGAAGAGGUGGUCUGUGUCUUCAUCCUGGUGAAGGCAUCUUGGGCAAUCAGAGUUUGGCGUGAUUGUCUUGUGAGCGAGAUUUGCCUCGGUAUUUAGCCUUCCCUUGAAGGCCAACCAGGAAAAUGGCUUGAUCUUGUUCGGCACCCUGGAGAGCCAAAUAAAGUCGGCAUUUCUGUCUUCUUGAGGCUCUGUGGUUAGAAGCUGGUAGGCCUUUUUUUGUUUAGAGAAUGACAAACCGCCAUUAAGGAAGCGCGAGGCCGGCUCAUCGUUGAGCAUGAAAUCCUGCAGCAGAGACAAAAGAGUAGCCAAUUCUGUGAAAGCAGCAGAGGUUAGGUGAUCACGCAGGUUAAAUUCUAAACCAAAAUGCAUAAUAUUUGCCACUCUAGCAAAGGUCCUGGUGGAGUGGGAAAACAAGCAAGGGAAAGUUUUUGAGAGUGGCUGCGAGGUGAGCCACUUGUCUAGCCAGAAAUAAGUGUGACCCCCAUUGUUUGUUAGAACGAAGGAAAUGGUUUGCAGUGUUGGUAUGUGUGAGUUUAAGGUUUUGCAUAGAAAGGAUUUGUGGUUUGCAGUACUUGCCUGCUUAUGAAAUUUGCUGUCAAAGCUCUGCUCCCUGAAAAUACACCGUGGUUGGAUUGGCUGUCUUUGCAAGGCUUCAUGACUACUGUGUUUCUGAUUGGUUUCCUUUGGUUUCCACCUUACUUGCAAGAUACUCUUCCCAGGAGAUCCAUGCAGAUCUUCUCCAUCAAAGUCACCGACCUAAGAUAUGGUCUCAUCUGGCCACUGCAGAUUUAUGGCUCUGUUGCUUUCAGGAACUCAAUAGGACAUAAAGCCAACUAUCUCUUCAGAUGCACCAGGGAUAGCUUCCAAACCAUCACUCAGAAGGAUCCAUUUUUGCGCUUAACAGGCCCGUCUCAAGCCAUUUGGUUACUUGGCAGGGUUUUCAUUGAUGUUCAGUUAAAAGUAAAGUGCAAAAAAGAGUCUGAGGAUGAAGUGUUGACUUACAAAUUUUAUGAGUUUCGUCAAGAUUUUCGGUUCGGUCUUCUGAUACCAAGACCUAUUCCCUGCAAGCGCUGCACACUUGAGUUUGCUUUGGCAGUGCUGCCUUCGUCAGUUCAGGCCACUGUGGGUGUCCGAGUUGUUGAUGGGUCAUGGCCUGAUCAGUGUCCGGGGCUGGUUGCUUGCAGUACCGACAGUGUAAAAGGAGGGAAAGUGGUGCUGCUUGAUUUUCCAGAUGGAAAACUGCCUACCAAGUCUGAUGGUGUGGUUGAGCUUGUGAGGCAUGUUGUUUCUGUAGAUGAACCAAAGGGAAAACUGGUUGUUUCUAUGAAGGCCUCUCGGGAUGGGUUUUCUGCACAAUGUACAGUCGACUUUGAGAUGCAAGCGUCAGGAAGAAGUACCGACGUAUGUGAUCUUAUUUUCUGCAAGAUGGAGGUUACAGUUUGUUGGUCUACUCUUCUUCUGCAAAAUAUCCUUGAAUAGCCAGCCUUACCCAUGGUUUGACCAACCGAGCUAUUGAACAAUUUAGUUAUGUACCGUGAUGUUAUGGAACCCUAGUUGUUUAAUUAUGUUCGCUGAUAUGUGGCGUUACUCUCCGUGCAUAUUAGCAGUUGCUAAUGAACUUUGGCACUAUGCACUUGUACCUUAUUUGUGGAAGUUAAGCUAUGCACUUGUACCUUAUUUGUGGAAGUUAAGCUUAUUGGUA
Messenger RNA from Aegilops tauschii subsp. strangulata, 1999 nucleotides. RefSeq lists its product as uncharacterized. The record is from RefSeq and is a predicted model, not a curated record. NCBI's taxonomy places the organism in Eukaryota, Viridiplantae, Streptophyta, Magnoliopsida, Poales, Poaceae.